Molecule: messenger RNA, 537 nt
Organism: Verticillium alfalfae VaMs.102
Lineage: Eukaryota; Fungi; Ascomycota; Sordariomycetes; Glomerellales; Plectosphaerellaceae
Product: mitochondrial oxaloacetate transport protein
Exons: 3
Coding region: 1-537 (178 amino acids)
Source: RefSeq, a predicted model, not a curated record
AUGUCAACAACGCUGGGCGCCUUCCUCGCUGGUGGCAUCGCCGCCUGCGGUGCCGUCACGGCCACACAUCCUUUCGAGACAGUCAAGAUCCGGAUGCAGCUUCAGGGCGAGCUCCAGGACAAAGGCCAUCAACCACACAAGUACAGAGGACCCCUCCAGGGAGUGUCGGUCAUCGUGCGGAAUGAAGGCGUCAAGGGUAUCUACAGGGGAAUAGGGAGCGCAUACAUCUAUCAGAUCCUGCUCAACGGCUGCCGGCUUGGUUUUUACGAGCCCAUGCGUGGCACCCUGACCAAGCUCGUGUUUGAUGACAGCAAGGUCCAGAGCCUGGGCGUCAAUAUGAUCUGCGGUGCCGGCUCAGGCAUAAUCGGUGCUGCCAUGGGCAGCCCGUUCUUUCUCGUCAAGACAAGACUGCAGAGCUUCUCGCCAUUUCUGCCGUCGGCACUCAGCACAACUACAAGAACGCAUGGAACGGCUUCACUUCCAUCUACAAGGCCGAGGGCGGCCGUGGUCUCUACAGAGGCGUUGGCGCCGCCAUGA